ACCGCUAAUAGCUAUCGUCUGUCUUCCUCAUUCACGUUCAAAUAUUGCUCUAAAAUACAAAAUCUCUGUCUUUGAACCACGAUGGCCAUCGUCAAAGAUGGUUUAGACUCUGUCGUCGAAUGGGAAAUGACCGUGAACCAGCGAGGGUUUGUAGACAACUGUUUCGAAGAGGGACAACACGAAACUGGAAUUGCGUUGCUAGAUAGCCUGCGCAGUCCUACACUUAAACCCUUUCCACCUUACAUCCGCCAAUUGCUAUAUCUCGCGCUAUAUCCUCCCUUCACGCCCUCGCCAGAGACAGAAGAAUCCAAGCAUAACUUUGAUCUCGGCGUACCUUCAUCACCAAGCAAACUUGCUGCCAGACAGCACAGAUCCAUCCUCAGUCCCACUCCAGCCGUGUCCGAGGCUGCUCAAGACAUCUUGAUGGCAUUCGCGCAAACUAACUCUCCAGAGUCACUAUUCCGUGCACUCCCUAGUUACGUACUUUCAGACAUAGAAUCUGGAGCAAAUAAUAGUGUACACGCUGUUCUUGAUGAUGACGAAGAAGACGACGAUUCACCUCUUGCACGGCAAUCCACGCGAAUGAAGGAAGUCAAGAAUUGUUGGGAGAUCCUCAAAGAAGGUUUCAUACAGCCCAGGAUUGACGUUCCUGUCAGCCCUCGGGUGAGAAGUCGAAGUAGAAGACAUCAUGCGGACGAUGAUGAUGACGACGACUUCUCUACGACGCCGCCGGACCUUCAUGUUGUUGGACCUCAUGCGUGGCCUGUUCUGGAGUGGAUGAUUGUCGUUUUUGAGAAAGAUGAAUUCACGAGGGAACGUAAUCACCACUCUCGAUACUCCCCAUUAUUGCUAGCCCGAAUACCUCCCUCGAGGACCACUGGUGGAGGUCGAUGGGAAGUUGCAACUCCUCUUGAUAUCGUCCUCCACUGCCUCCGACAAGAGGAAGAAGAACAUAGACUAUUGGGCGUCCGGUUAAUGACUUUGCUCAUUAACCUUACUAAUAGCGAAGAUCUCAAUAUCAAUAUGUUCCUGACAGCCGCAUCUAGCAGACUCUCUUCAUUCGACUCAGAACAGAUCUCAUUUCUGUUCACGCGGCUGCCCUGGAAGUCCCUGACUGUCAUGGAAUGCAAGCUUGUACUGUGCCGUGGUCUCCUCAUGGAUCCAACCUCUGGUGUGACCUCGAACUCAAGCACCAGACCAAAACCAACUUUCAGAGCUCAACCGCGAUCUCUUGCAUCACGUAGGAAAAGGUCGGAUUCCGUGGCAGAGAACGGUGCGACCGCAGCUGGUAACAACGCAUCGGAUCCCAAGGCUGUCUCAACCAGCACCAGGAAGUUUCCUCUCACGACGUCCUCUGAUAUCCUACGGCUACUGGCAAGCUCGCAUAUGGCCUCAUCUGAUUUGCUUCUAUCCCUUUGGAUCAAGGACGAGCUGGUCCGCAACUUCGUGAUCAUACAACUUUGGAGUGCAGAGAGUAAUAGAGACCCUGGCUGGACUCACGUGUUAGAGAGUGGGCAGUUGAUUCAGGCGGUACAGCAGUCGUUCGCAACACGUUCACGCAGUCAGGAGUUGACACAGCAAGUCGAAGAUUUGAAGGUAUCUCUCUUGAGUUUCGUUGAAACGGCCGCAUACCAACAAGCGAAUAAAUUCGUCCAUGAAUAAUGCCUAUUAUGAAAGGACUGUUUCACAUACCAAGCUUUCACAAGUGCAGAUGGGCUCCUGUCACGACCUUUUCGAGUCCAUCUCGACCUUGUUGCUCAUCUUGUGAUAUUCCCCAUGGACCACCAUAUACUACAGCUUACUAGUACGUAUCACAUGUACAUCUAUAACCUAAAUGGAUUGCAAGUAAUCGUCACCGCCUUGCACCAUAAUGCGUCCGGCGACUUGUAAGCUUGCCGUGUCUUGCGCUGGAGUCGCACUCUGAUAUAGUUCCAGAGGGACAUAACCAAUAUAAUGUCUAUCUCCAAAACCCCCAACAAAAUAGAUCGUCUACGAGGCCGACGUUGGGUGAGUUUGCUGUGCCAAUAUCAAUAAAUUACAACGUACAUGGGGAUCGAAUCGCGCCCAAUACGCCUGUAAAACAUGCUCAGCUUGACAAAGGGAAGACUAGAAAGCAACUGACUACAUGGGGCUCUCUUGGGCCAGGCAACCACCAUUUGGCAUCGGGAUGUUUGGCAAUAUAACAGGAUUCGAUUUC
Somion occarium is the source of this 2197-nucleotide messenger RNA. NCBI's taxonomy places the organism in Eukaryota, Fungi, Basidiomycota, Agaricomycetes, Polyporales, Cerrenaceae. The record is from the annotation of a GenBank genome assembly.